Messenger RNA from Trichechus manatus latirostris (Florida manatee), 2998 nucleotides. RefSeq names its product sorting nexin 12 (gene SNX12). The transcript has 5 exons. NCBI's taxonomy places the organism in Eukaryota, Metazoa, Chordata, Mammalia, Sirenia, Trichechidae. Gene Ontology annotation, biological process: late endosome to Golgi transport; endocytic recycling. Gene Ontology annotation, cellular component: early endosome membrane; retromer complex. The record is from RefSeq and is a predicted model, not a curated record. Bases 16 to 522 code for a protein of 168 amino acids. Gene Ontology annotation, molecular function: phosphatidylinositol-3-phosphate binding.
CUCUCUCUCGGAAAGAUGUCGGACACGGCAGUAGCUGACACUCGGCGCCUUAACUCGAAGCCGCAGGACCUGACCGAUGCUUACGGGCCGCCAAGUAACUUCCUGGAGAUCGACAUCUUUAAUCCACAGACUGUGGGCGUGGGCCGCGCGCGCUUCACCACCUAUGAGGUUCGCAUGCGGACAAACCUACCUAUCUUCAAGCUGAAGGAGUCCUGUGUGCGGCGGCGCUACAGUGACUUUGAGUGGCUAAAAAAUGAGCUGGAGCGAGAUAGUAAGAUUGUAGUACCACCACUGCCUGGGAAAGCCUUGAAGCGGCAGCUUCCUUUCCGAGGAGACGAAGGGAUCUUUGAAGAGUCCUUCAUUGAAGAAAGGAGGCAGGGCCUCGAACAGUUUAUUAACAAAAUUGCUGGGCACCCACUGGCUCAGAACGAACGCUGCCUACAUAUGUUCCUGCAGGAGGAGGCAAUAGACAGGAACUACGUCCCUGGGAAGCAAACCUCUGUUUUCCUGACUAAAUUGUAAAUUUAGUAUUUUCUAGUGUCCAGGAUAUGCUGGGUAUUGUGAAGAAAUUAUACAUGGCCACUGUCCUGAGGUAUAAUAAGUAAGUUCUGCAUUUAAAUAUAAAAUAUGCAGAGUCCUAGCUGCCUUUAACAAUAUUUGCCUAUCCUUCUUGCAACUGACAUUGUCACAGAGGCAGUGCAUCUGCUUGUAGGAAGUAGCAGUAGGCUCAGUACCUGUGGUUUGGAUCAGAUUUAGCAGAUCUGGUUUUUAAUCUUGUGGGGUUUUGCUGAUUUGGGCAGACUGUAUUUAUAGUAUAUAUAUGUAUUGCCUGUGUAUACAUAUGUAACGUAUACACACACACACGCAGACACGCUUAUCUCCCCAACAUACCCACACACCACCAACACAGACACAAACAUACACAGUAUUUUCUUUUAGAGGCUUUUUAAUUCAGUUGAGACUUUGGUCUUUGUUUUUGUUUUUUUCCCAAGUAGAUCUGAAACAGGCAGAAAGGUGGGUGAGAUCUGAGAACUUUUGAUGGGUGAAUAUUUUCAUCUGACCAAUAUGUUCUGAAAUAGCCUCCUUACACAAUGUGGGUUUGGGGGAAGGUUUGGAAUGAGGGAACUAGGAGUCUUGUCAUUUAGGAAGUCAAAGCUAGUUUUAAUCUUGUAGGUCAACACGGAAAGAAAAUAUACAAAGUGAUAUGGUCAAAAUAUUAGGAAAUUAAAGUGACUUAGCAGUGAUGUUUGGGUUUAAGUGGAAGAGUGGAGGUUGAAUUGGGGAGGUUAAAAGGUUUUGGUAGUUUAGGAAUGAGAUGACUAUAAAGAUAUCUGAAGGGAUAAUGGAAGAAUAGGUGUUUCUGUGAGAUAAUAGGAAGGAAUAAAGGAAAGGAAAAGUAAAGAGAUGGAAAAUAAUGUCCCACCCUUCAUCGGCAACAGAGUUAAGAGAAUGAACUGGAGAAUGACUACAAAAAGCAGCUAUAAAAUAAAGUGUUAACAAAAUUUUGGACAGAUAACAUUUAGUUAGCAAGUAUUGAUUAAUAACCUUUUGUGUGCUGAGCCCUAUGCUAACAGCUGGGCUGGGGGUGGGUGGUGGUACAAGUAAAAUAUGAUUGUAUUCUCUUUCUUCAUAGACCUUAGAGUUCAGUUCAAGAGAUGUCUAUACAGGACAAGACAAUGCUAGAGACAAAAUAAGAAGUUCAGGCACAUCUAGUUAGUUAGGUAAAAUCCCUUUCUUUGGAGUCAGAUUGGCCAUUUUAAUACAGUAACUAGAUUCUGAAAAACCUUUUACUCAGCACUAAGGAGAAGCAUACUUUUAUAAGGAAUUCAUGUUUACACAUGUAGCUAGGUGUGUGCUCCUAAUUAAUCCCCUUUACCAAUAGCACAAGGAGCUGUGGUGAUGGAACAGUUAAGCACUUGGCUGCUAACUUAAAGGUUGGCAGUUCAGACCCACCCAGUGGCUUCUCGGGAGAAAGACCUGGCGAUCUGCUCCCAUAAAGAUCAUAGUCUAGAAAACCCUAUGGGGCAGCUCUGCUGUGUCACAUGGGGUUGCUACGAGCUGAAAUCGACUCGACAGCACCUAACACCACCACCACUAGCACAGAAAGGGUUCAGCCUUACACUGAGGCCUGGGGAACAGAGGCUAGCAAAAAAUUUUGAACAUAGUAGCUAGACUCAAAAGAAGCCUAAAUCUUCACAUUCCAAAGAUGCCUUACCUACCCUUUUACCCACUCUUUAAGAGCAAGAGUUGAGCUAGUAAAGGUGGGAGAGGUGGGUGAUGUUCAGGCUAUUGUGGAGUUUUUGUUUGACAUGAUAUCCUUCCUAGGUGAGACACUUCUGUGUUCAAAUAUAUGCUGUAAUUAAGUAAAAUUAUUUUGUGCUGUGGAAAUGGAGAUCAGCUGCUCAUCAAAACGGAUAUUUCUUCAUAUACUUGAAGACUGUUGAGUCAUCCCUGUUUUCUUUUCUUAGACACAGUAACAGUGCUAAUUUUUCCUCACUUGGCUCAUUUUUAACCCUUUUAUAUUUACUAUUCUGAAAUUUCUCCAAGGCCUUCACAUAUGCCCUAAGUAGUAAAUCUAAAACUGGACACCACUGAAGGUUAGGUGGUGGUUAUUCCAUUUAUACCUCACAGUAUUGUGACUAAUUUAGCUGGUGGUUCUGUAUUACUCCCUUCCCCACCUCCUACCAUCCCUCAUUCUUUUCUUUUUUACCUUGCUUGUACAAAAAACAAUUAUUCCCUAUUUUAAUUUUAUUCCCUCCCUCCUGCCCUCUUUCCUCUUCCCAUCUCCUCCUCCCUAUAUAUGCUUUUAAAAACAGAAAACUGAUUCCUUACAAAACAGACAAACUAGAGGUAAUUAUCAACAUUACAGAAAGGAUUCUUUAAAUCUUGGCAGGCUUUCUUUAAAUAGGUGCUUCCUGUGGUGGUUUUAAGUGUUGGUAUAUAGAUCAUCAACUAUUUGAUGUAGAGAAAAAGGAGAGUUAAGAAAAAAAAAAAAAAA